Vitis riparia (riverbank grape) is the source of this 1773-nucleotide messenger RNA. Its product is annotated as monodehydroascorbate reductase 4, peroxisomal. The record is from RefSeq and is a predicted model, not a curated record. Gene Ontology annotation, cellular component: cytoplasm. NCBI's taxonomy places the organism in Eukaryota, Viridiplantae, Streptophyta, Magnoliopsida, Vitales, Vitaceae. Gene Ontology annotation, molecular function: flavin adenine dinucleotide binding; oxidoreductase activity, acting on NAD(P)H. Bases 308 to 1579 code for a protein of 423 amino acids. The transcript is spliced from 7 exons.
CAUUAAGCAAAGGUUUUUUGCUUCCAGAAGAACUUGAUGAUAAAGAGACGUGCUUCAAUUUUCAAAAAGAAGGAAAAAAAAAGGUUUUGAGUGCCACCUAGAAUUGCAAUGAUGAAAAUGUAAAUAAUGUCAUUACUUGUGACUUGAAAUUGUGGAAGUUGUCUAUGAAUGUAAAAACAUCAAUUCAUUCAGUUAUAUUCGGGCAUACAAAUGUCUCAAAUAUUGGAGAUAGAUGACUUAUAUUUGGAUUUCAGACUUACAUUUAUGAGAUGACCCACUCAAAAUAGCUUUUGGAAUUGCAGUUCUCAUGCUAGCUCCUUCACGCCUACCAUCAUUUCACACUUGUGUUGGUGCUAAUGAGGAGAGAUUAACUCCAAAAUGGUAUAAGGAACAUGGAAUUGAACUGGUCCUUGGUACUCGAGUCAAAUCUGCUGAUGUGAGGCGGAAGACGCUACUAACAGCAACUGGAGAAACAAUAAGUUACAAGAUUCUCAUCAUUGCAACAGGUGCUCGGGCAUUGCAGCUUGAAGAAUUUGGAGUGACUGGAUCAGAUGCUGAAAAUGUGUGUUAUUUACGUGACUUGGCUGAUGCCACCAGGCUUGUUGAUGUCAUGAAAUCUUGUACUGGUGGGAAUGCUGUUGUGAUUGGCGGUGGGUACAUAGGCAUGGAGUGUGCUGCAUCUUUGGUGAUAAAUAAAAUAAAUGUUACAAUGGUCUUCCCAGAAGCACAUUGCAUGGCCCGUUUAUUCACACCAAAGAUUGCGAGUUAUUAUGAAGAUUAUUACAAGUCUAAAGGAGUAAAGUUCAUUAAAGGAACAGCCUUGUCAUCAUUUGAUAUCGACGACUCUGGAAAGGUCACAGCAGUUACUCUCAGGGAUGGGAAUCGGCUCCCUGCAGACAUGGUUGUGGUGGGAAUCGGAAUCCGCCCAAAUACAGGCCUGUUUGAGGGCCAACUAACUUUGGAAAAGGGUGGGAUCAAAGUGAAUGGAUGGAUGCAGUCAAGUAAUAGCUCAGUCUAUGCUGUUGGAGAUGUUGCAGCAUUUCCUGUCAAACUCUUUGGAGAAACCCGCAGACUUGAGCAUGUUGACUCAGCCCGAAAGUCAGCAAGACAUGCUGUUACUGCAAUAAUGGAACCAGCCAAGACAAGUGAAUUCGACUACCUACCAUUCUUCUACUCCAGGGUCUUCACGCUGUCUUGGCAGUUCUAUGGGGACUCUGUAGGGGAAGUGGUUCAUUAUGGGGAUUUCUCUGGAAGCACUUUUGGUGCUUACUGGGUGAGUAAAGGCCAACUUGUUGGGUCUUUCCUUGAAGGUGGAACGAAAGAGGAGUAUGAGGCCAUAGCCAAGGCUACCAAGCUGAAGCCAGAUGUUGAAGACUUAGCUGAGCUGGAAAGACAAGGUCUGGGUUUUGCAUUGGCAGUCAGUCGGAAACCACCACCAUCACAGCCUCCUGAGGUGAGCAGCUCUGGCCUUAAUCUUCAAAAACCAAUGUAUGCUUGGCAUGCAACAGCAGGGGUGAUUGUGGCUGCCUCCGUAGCUGUAUUUGCAUAUUGGUACGGAAGGAGACGCCGAAGAUGGUAAAGAAACUAGUCAUCUUAUUUCCAGUUACUGCUGUUGCUGAUUCAGUGAUGUAAUACUCAUGUUGUAGCAUUUACAGGGAUAGAGAAUUUCGAGUCUUCGACACACUUGCUAUUAUGAUCAUUUCUAUUCAAGUGAAAGAAUGGCCCAAAAUAUUAUUCAUUACUACAUUAACAUUUUCCCUUCAUUAUAUUUCA